This is a messenger RNA of Suricata suricatta (meerkat), 7606 nucleotides long. It is a transcript of the gene PGM2L1, whose product is annotated as phosphoglucomutase 2 like 1. Gene Ontology annotation, biological process: carbohydrate metabolic process. Gene Ontology annotation, molecular function: glucose-1,6-bisphosphate synthase activity; intramolecular phosphotransferase activity. NCBI's taxonomy places the organism in Eukaryota, Metazoa, Chordata, Mammalia, Carnivora, Herpestidae. Bases 317 to 2185 code for a protein of 622 amino acids. The transcript has 14 exons. The record is from RefSeq and is a predicted model, not a curated record.
GGGCGGCGGCGGCGGUGGCUGCGGCCAAGACCCAGACAUCUGGGACUGUUGUUGUUCUCUCGCGGCAGGACCGCCUCAGUCCGUUCGCCUAGAAGGAGACCCGGAGCUGGUCUGGUGAGCAGCCGGUGGCCGCAUCCCCUCUCUCUCCGGCUUCCUCAAAGCUGCGGCAGGAGCUGGUUCAGGCACCCUGCGUUGGUCUCCGAUGCCCUUCAGUGAGGAGGGGGCGUCAGAACCCUGGUGAACGCAUCUCAGCCCCCCACCCCCAACUCAGUGUCUUCGCCGGCCCCCCACGCCCUCACGCCCCAGUCUGGCUGCCAUGGCUGAAAACGCAGAGGGAGACCUGAACUCCAACCUGCUCCACGCCCCCUACCAAACCGGGGACCCUCAGCUAGACACGGCCAUCGGGCAGUGGCUCCGUUGGGAUAAGAAUCCCAAAACAAAAGAGCAGAUUGAAAAUCUGUUACGGAAUGGGAUGAACAAGGAGCUACGAGAUCGUCUUUGUUGCCGAAUGACUUUUGGGACUGCGGGACUUCGUUCUGCUAUGGGGGCAGGAUUUUGCUAUAUAAAUGACCUUACGGUAAUACAGUCAACACAGGGAAUGUACAAAUACCUUGAGAGAUGUUUCUCAGACUUCAAGCAGAGAGGCUUUGUCGUUGGGUAUGACACGCGGGGUCAAGUUACUAGCAGCUGCAGCAGCCAGAGACUUGCUAAACUCACUGCUGCAGUCUUAUUGGCCAAAGAUGUUCCUGUGUACCUUUUUUCAAGAUACGUUCCUACGCCUUUUGUACCAUAUGCGGUCCAGGAGCUCAAAGCAGUUGCAGGUGUGAUGAUUACUGCUUCUCACAACCGCAAAGAAGACAAUGGGUACAAGGUUUAUUGGGAAACUGGUGCCCAGAUCACAUCUCCUCAUGAUAAAGAAAUUCUGAAAUGUAUAGAAGAAUGUGUGGAACCUUGGAAUGGUUCCUGGAAUGAUAAUUUAGUGGACACCAGCCCACUGAAAAGAGAUCCUCUGCAGGACAUUUGCAGAAGAUACAUGGAAGAUCUUAAAAAGAUCUGUUUUCACAGGGAAUUAAACUCAAAGACCACCUUGAAAUUUGUACAUACAUCUUUUCAUGGGGUCGGACAUGACUAUGUGCAGCUGGCUUUUCAAGUGUUUGGUUUUAAGCCUCCUAUUCCAGUACCAGAACAAAAAGAUCCUGAUCCAGACUUUUCCACUGUUAAAUGCCCAAAUCCUGAAGAAGGAGAAUCUGUGCUGGAACUUUCUUUGAGACUGGCAGAGAGAGAAAAUGCCCGGGUAGUACUAGCCACAGAUCCUGAUGCAGACCGACUGGCGGUGGCAGAACUUCAGGAGAAUGGUCGUUGGAAAGUUUUCACAGGGAAUGAGUUGGCAGCUUUGUUUGGGUGGUGGUUGUUUGAUUGCUGGAAGAAAAAUAAAUCAAGAAAUGCUGAUGUGAAGAACGUUUAUAUGUUAGCCACCACAGUCUCUUCCAAAAUUUUGAAGGCAAUUGCACUUGAAGAAGGAUUUCAUUUUGAAGAAACACUACCAGGUUUUAAAUGGAUUGGAUGUAGGAUAAAAGACCUCCUGGAAAAUGGGAAAGAAGUCCUUUUUGCAUUUGAAGAAUCAAUUGGUUUUCUGUGUGGAACUUCAGUUUUGGAUAAGGACGGGGUGAGUGCAGCCGUUGUUGUUGCUGAGAUGGCAGCUUACCUGGAAACCAUGAACAUAACGUUGAAACAGCAACUGACUAAGGUUUAUGAAAAAUAUGGUUAUCAUAUUUCAAAAACGUCCUAUUUCUUGUGUUAUGAUCCAAUUACCAUCAAAAGUAUAUUUGAAAGGCUUCGCAAUUUUGAUUCUCCAAAAGAAUAUCCAAAAUUUUGUGGGACAUUUGCUAUAUUGCACAUUCGAGACGUUACCACUGGAUAUGACAGCAGCCAGCCUAAUAAGAAAUCAGUGCUGCCUGUGAGUAAAAACAGCCAAAUGAUUACAUUUACUUUUCAAAAUGGCUGCGUGGCUACUCUUCGGACAAGCGGGACAGAACCCAAAAUAAAGUAUUAUGCAGAGAUGUGUGCAUCGCCUGAGCAGAGUGACACUGCCUUACUAGAAGAGGAAUUGAAGAAACUAAUUGAAGCUUUGAUUGAGAAUUUUCUUGAGCCCAGUAAAAAUGGACUGACCUGGCGUUCUGUCUAGUGCACACCAGCACAGCAUUACUUUGCACUGGCACAUGAAGCAGAACGACAAACAACUCCAUGUGCUCAGUCUUGUUAGCAUUCUCCAUCUCCUCUGGCCAAGUAUCCUUUUAUUUUUAUUUUCUUUCUUUUGGUUGGCUGACUAAACAAACUGUCAAUUUGAAAUGCAAUGGUCUGGAGAGAAAUGAUUGAACAAAAGUCAUGCAUUAAAAGUAUUAUAGUGACACAUUGUUCUUCCUUUAACAGAAAAAAAAAACAAUACAUAAGUGAGUUUUCUUAUUUAAGUGUGAUUAAGCUUAGUUCCAUAUUAUAAUUGUGUAAAGCACAGUUUAAAAAAAAAGGCAGAUAAAUGUUACAUAAUUGUAGAGUUAGUUAAGGAAAUUAAUCUAUAAAAUUGACAAGAAAAUGGCAUUGCUCCCAGAAUACUGUGGGAAAGUGUCAUUGUUAUGUCACAGGCAUUAACUUACAAAGUAGAGUAUUUGAAACAUAGGGUAUUUGCAUUUCUCGCUUAGAACUGGUGUUACAAUAUGUGUUUUCAGCUUCUCUGUUUCAGGUGCUCUUGAUGUAGUGUAAACUUACUGUAUGUAUUUAAAAUUCUGACGUUUACUGAACGUAAAACAAUAGUGGCAGUGCUCCUAGUGGUUUCGUUCUUGUCAGAUUUCUUAGUGCCUUCUCAGGGUAUGUAUGAAUUAAAACAGUGUUCCUGCAUUGAAUAUAAUUUAAUCAGCCAAUUUUCAUACAGUUAAGGAAAAUCUUCCAAACUAUCUAGGUGCUUCCCCUCUAUAGCAAAUAAAUUUGCCCUUUAAAAAAUCUUAUGAAUGUAAAUAAAAAUCUUAAUAAAAGCAAACUCAAUGUAACUGUACUGAAGGAUCUUCAUGUUAGAAUUCAAUGUCAGUAAUCACAGCCUUCAAGAAAAGGAAAAAAUCUGAAGUGAGAAAGGAGCUCUGAAUUUAUUUAGAAGUCUAACUUUGGAAUUACAUUUUUAUAAGUAGAUUUAUUCCUUUAUCAGAUGAAAUAAUGCUAAUUUUACUAAGAAAUAAAAUAUCCAGAUUUUAGAUGUUACAAAACACUAAAACUACAUGUUUUAAAACUAAAGUCCAGUUGUUCUAACAUCUUGCUGUCUAUUGUAGAAUUUCUGAUCUCAAGAGUACUAUUUAUCUUUAUCGAUGUGGAAAAAAAAUUUGGAAGGUCACUUUUGGUUGCUUCCCCAGACUUCUAAAAAAAUUUAAUAGAGAAAUAACAUUUAACCUUCUUAAAGUGUACCCUGCCCUAUAUAAUUCACAGAAUACUUAAACACAUGUGCUAUAUUUAAGAGGUAAGAAUCACAAGGCAUUGGGGGUAAUUAUACUGAACAAAUUACUACUGGAAUAUAAUUGGUAUUAGAGAAUUUAUUUCCUAAGAAAAUAAUAAUAAUAUACAAUUUAAACAGAUUAAAGUAUUUAUUAAAUGACAGUUUGGUUUAUUGCACCUGUCAGCUAACAUUUGGUUGAACCCAUAUAGUCCAGGUAUAAUUUUCAAACUCUCGUAUUGCCACUGUUGUUAAUUUGUUCCUUCCUUUCCUAUAGCUAGAUCUCGUAUGACUGUAGGUAAUAGGUAGCUAAGGGUAGAGCACCAUAUUUCUGAAUGACAUUGUUCUCAAAGGCUUUGCACUAAAGAAGAAACGUGUAGACUUUUUUUUGCUUUAUUUGCUUUAAGGAAUGUAGAAUGUAACUUCGGAGAUGGCCUAUAUUCUGCCAAGUAUUAUGAAUAAUGGUAUAUACAUGAAAAAUAUGUAUAUUUGGCUUUAGUGUCUGUAUUUCAGUGACUAAAGAACAAAGUGGAGCUAAAAUGAUAUGAUAGCCCAUUCAUAAUCGCUAAAGCCAUGUCAUGAUUGUCAUUAUAUUAUAAAGAAAACAGUUUGAGUGCUUUAAUAUAAUGCAAUGUCUAAGUCUUCUUAUGGUGAAAAGUUAUGAAAGCUUAGGUUAUCUCAAAAAUCUAAAAAUCCAAAGUUAAAAUUCACAAAAUUUUAUAAAUGUUCCUGAAGUGUAUAGAUUGAGGGAAUUAUUAGAUUCUAGCAAAGCUCUCAAGUCUAUAUUCACAUGAUAUUUAACAUGAACUUGACAUAGUGGGUUACAGUGGCCUAAAAGAUAAAUUAGCAAUCCAAGCUAACCAGGAAAGACAGAAGUGCUGACCCGUAGGUUUCAGCCUUGGGCUCUACAUUGUUUAGCUUUUUCUCUAUGAAUAAUAUCACAAAAAUGAAUGCAUUCUCCUUGAGUGUAUAGAUCAGACUGGGCUUCUCUAGAGUUUUGGAGAAAAGGAACAAACUAGUGGGGCAAGAUCAAAGAAUACACUGAAAUAAGCAGUCAAAAUAAACAAAUAAUUGAAAGUCAAUAAGAAGGCGCAGGAAAUGCUUCUUGUGAAGGGCAAACUUACCUCUCCAAAAGAUAGGGAAUAAACUGGCUGUGGGCAAGGUGUUAUGAUGAGCAGCUAGUGAACCUUUUACAUCCUUUCCUUCAUUAGCAACCACUAAAAAGAGGCCAAGUUUUAAGAGGUGAGAAAACGUGCCCCUCUUACUGAUUCGGUUCCUGCUAGGCUGUUGCGUCUUAGGAUCAUAUGGGAACUGGGAAGGAGAGGACUUAGCAGAAAUAAAAAAGAAUAUAAUACAAACUGGAAAAUAAGACUUAUGAGAAAAAGUUCAAAGAAUUAAGAUCAUUUAAUUCUGGAGGGGGGGAAACUGUUCAGAUAGUUUAAUAAGUCUUAAGUUACUAGUUGAAUCUUUUAUUGAAGGGCCCAAAGUAAGGAGGAAUAUGGCAACCUGUUCUCUAUCUUCAAUGAGGACAGGCUAAAAAAGAAUAAGGAUCAUUUUUAAAAAAUUAAAUAAUGAAUUUAUAUAUUAAGGAAUGUACUAAAUGGAUUUUAAAGAUUCCUUCCAAUACUUUUUUUCAAACCUCAGAUUGGAACAACAAUGAUGUCAUAGAGACCACUGAAAGUUACGUUAGAGUUUUGCUCUUUAUCUAGAAGAUUUAGCUUACAAGAGAGUUUUUGUAUAUGUUGAGUAAUAGAGGCAUGAGUGCCGACUUUAUUCACUGCAUAAAGACCUGCUCGGAUAUUAUUUUUAAUUUAACCUGGCAAAUAAGUGAGACUUGAACAUCACUUUAUUCAUCUUGAAGACUGUAUAGCAUUAUAGGAUGUUUGAGGGUUUUAACUGUCUUGUUAUUUGGGUGUGGUGACUUCAGCAGACAGAGAGGUUCUAAGAAACUGGAUCCUCUGGCCAUAACUUUAUAUAGGAAAUAGACCUCCUGUUUCUUAAGGAGGUUGCUUCUGGAAUUGAUUGAACAAAAGUAUUAGCUGGAGUUUAAUGGAGAAAUUGUUCUAUGAACUAUGAACUGCUGCUAUUGGUGUUCCUUUCAGAUGUUUUCCGCUGAUGUUUGUGAUGCUUGAAAAAUCCAAAUUUUGCUUGGAUAAAUUUAUGUUAUGCCUUCUUCUCUCUACCUCCCUUUUUCCCUAGGUCCCCUCCCACAUUUCAUUACUGUGAAAAACUAUUGCCCUAUUACCUCACUGAUAAGAAAUCUUAAUUGUAUUCUUUCAAAAUGCUUUAAACUUAUUCAUAAGCUAUGUCUAUUUUUUUUGACUUUUGGUUAUUUUGUUGUUAUUGUAAGGAUAUUUAAGACAUUAUAAGAAGUAACUUUAAAUCUGUUUCAUAACCUUUUUUGGUCUGUCUGAAUACUACUAUAUGUUAAUUUAUUAUAGCCUUUUACAGUUCACUUGUUUUUCUGAGAUUGCUCUAGACACUGAUGAGGAGUCAUACUAAUCAAUUGAAUGGUCAAUUGAUCUCACAUGUUACUUCAGGUUUCCUUGUACUUGGGGUAUCCAAAGCACAGAAUUUGAGGAAAUCUUUUUUCACAUUUGUCCCUGAAAGCAUCUUACCGUAAGCCAUAAGAAGUCCCAGAUGGAAAUAAGAUCUUUCACUGCAGGACUUAACACAGCAUGACUUUUUUUAGUUUCAGUUGGAAACAAAGUUAAUGUUUUCCAUAUUAUUAUUACAUUCAUUAAAGAUCUUUUCUCUUUGUUCAUUCAAGACUAUGUACUUUAAAAAGAAGACAUAUAAGAAUAAGUAACGUAUCCAAGGUAAGGGCAAAUGAUGUAUCUGAAGUUUGUUUCUCAAAUUUUUCCACCAGCUUAACCCCAAAGCAGAAGAGUAUGAACAUGGGCGGGGAAGGGGCCCACACACAAAAUCUGAAGCAGUCUACCUACCACUCAUGAAAUUUUGUGUUCUGUCUUAAAAACAUAAGUUGAAUUUUGCAUUCUCCGUAAUAAAACUGUUUCAAUAUAAAGAUGAUUCUUUCAAUCUUCAUGGAAACCGGUGUUGCCAGAAAGCACCACAUUUACCAGAUGGCCUCAGUUCCCCUCCCCCUUGAUUUCUGCAUCCACCUGGUGGUACACACACUGACUUUGAGAAAUACAGACAUAGGACAUAUCUAGGAUAUUCCCUGCCUCUUAAAAGCUGUACUUUGAAAGUAUUAAUGCCAAAUUAAACUGAGCUGAGACAGCUCCAUUACUUUUGAACCUUAUAUAAUAUUGUCAGAGGAGUUGGCCAGUUUGUUUUCAUUAAUUCAUUGGCAUUCCUUGACUGAAAAGGCGCACCCAACUAUCAGCUCCCUGAGAGGAGAGAUCAUGUCUUAUCAGUUUUUCAUACCUGCCCCUCCCCCCAGUACAGUGCUUGUUAAUAGAGUGCCUAGUUGGUGACAGUAGGAAUUAGGGGGUUGUAUUUUAUUUAAAGAAACCAAUAGUUUAAGUAAGAAACAAUAAAAAAUGUUAGUUUUCUGAUUCAGUGUUUCAAGCAAAGCACGCACACCCUUAAAUACUCAGUUUCUUUUGAGAGAGCAGAGCAUAUUCCUAUUUGGAAACUAUAUAUAAUGCCUAGUAUUUUACACUCAAAGCAAGAUGUUGGCCAAGUAGGCUAAGAAAGUAUCUCCGUAGACUUAAUAUCACUAGUUAUAAGUGCCAUUUUGAGCCUACUAGUGCUACCUUCCAAGUGAGUCACAACUAAUUUGAAACUAAUAUAUUUCUGUCCACUGUUAUGAUUCAUCAUGUAUCUUACAUGAGGCACUCAAACAAGAGUCUGCAUCUGUAUAUCUGGUGAGGCCUUCUUGUUUUAGGCUAAAAUAAACUCUUUGUAUUAUGUCAUUGAAUAUGCCAGAUAAAAUAUAUACAGUUAAGAAUGAAUUAUUUUUCUGACUUGUGUAGCAGUUGCUCAAAAUUGUGCCCUUGUUUUAACAGUUUUUGUCAACAUUUUCUCAUUUUUUUUCCUGAUGAAAAUACCAGGAUGUAUCAUAAGUACUCCCUGUGAGAAUUUGCACUUGAAGUGUUUGUGAGUGGAUUUCUUGUGGUUUUAGCCAAAUGAAGUGUUAUCAGUAAUAAACAGGCCUCGUUAUAGGCAUGA